Metopolophium dirhodum (rose-grain aphid) is the source of this 1053-nucleotide messenger RNA. RefSeq lists its product as uncharacterized. The coding region runs from base 184 to 522 and encodes 112 amino acids. The record is from RefSeq and is a predicted model, not a curated record. The transcript is spliced from 6 exons. Lineage: Eukaryota; Metazoa; Arthropoda; Insecta; Hemiptera; Aphididae.
AUAGAAGGUAUAGAAGGCUACGGUGUAUACUUUUACAUUCUUUAUGCAGUCCUUUACUGUGUGUCCGUAGCCCGCGUAUGUGUAAGCAAUGAAAAUAAUAUUAUAUCCGUGCAGUUUAUUGUGUUAUAUUUAGUAAAAAGUUUUGUGUUUAAUUUGACGAUUACAUUUUAAAACCGAAGAAACAUGGAUCUAUCUACAUGUCAACUUCUUUUCUUAUUCUCAAUACUGGUGAAUGUGGUAUUAGCUGGUGAUAUGAUGAGAAAAUCGAUUGUAUACGACAAAAAAACACCUAAUGUAUUUUAUUGUCCAUUAAAUAAACCUACUGGUUUUGAUAAAUUGUUUGUACAUUCAAGACCAUUAAAAAAAUUAUGCGAAUUUGAUGGAAAACCUUUACCCGAAGACUACAAAUCCGAUUGCUUUCAGGACGUCGAUGAAACUGAAUAUGCUUGCAAGGAAAAAUAUAGAAUCAUGAAGAGAUUGUCGAAGAAACAACUGGAUAGUUUAUUCGGAAAUAACGACUAGAAUAACUCUAACAAAAUAACGCUCUGUAAUGUAAGAGAUGCGUCUUCACCCACCUGGUACGGAUGACGACAAAGAGAGUACAAAAUGGGAAAAAGCUUAUAAAAAAGUUGUAAGAAAACGUAAGAGACAACAAUCACAAUAAAUAGUUUACACGGUGAUGAUAAAUAUUAAAUAAUGAACGAAAUACAUAUAUAGUUACUAGAUACCUAGUUUAUAGUAAAUUAGUAAUAUGUUAUAUCAUUGAGUAUAUAUUAUACAAUGUAUACUCAAUGGUAAUUGGUAUUAGGUAAUAAACAAUAAUUUAUAUUUGCCACAGAUUACAAAUAGUCCUAUGUAUAAAAAUGCGGUGCUAUUAAUAAUCAAUGACUAAACUAAUUUUAUAUUGUAGUAAUAAUGUUAUUUAUAUUAUAUUAUAAUCAGUUAACAGUUUUAAUGCAGUUGUACCUAACUCUUAAUGUUUUUUACUUUUUAUAUAUUUCAAAUACGAUAGGUACAUUUUAUAAAAAAAUAAAAACAAUAAUCAAACUAUAA